Molecule: messenger RNA, 739 nt
Organism: Ipomoea triloba (trilobed morning glory)
Lineage: Eukaryota; Viridiplantae; Streptophyta; Magnoliopsida; Solanales; Convolvulaceae
Product: 60S ribosomal protein L31
Exons: 2
Coding region: 73-441 (122 amino acids)
Biological process (GO): cytoplasmic translation
Cellular component (GO): cytosolic large ribosomal subunit; ribosome
Molecular function (GO): structural constituent of ribosome
Source: RefSeq, a predicted model, not a curated record
GCUGAGAGUCUGAGACAUAGCGCAGCGGAGCAACUCUAGGAGUUUGGGAGAGAGAUAAGCGGAGCUGCUUCAAUGGCGGACAAGGGGAGCAAAGCCAGGAAGGAGGAGGUCGUCACCAGAGAGUACACUAUCAAUCUCCAUAAACGCUUGCAUGGAUGUACUUUCAAGAAGAAGGCUCCCAAUGCCAUAAAGGAAAUCAGGAAGUUUGCCCAAAAGGCAAUGGGAACAACUGAUGUUAGGGUUGAUGUGAAGCUCAACAAACACAUCUGGAGCCGAGGAAUCCGAAGUGUUCCAAGGAGAAUCCGUGUUCGCAUUGCACGAAAGAGAAAUGAUGACGAAGAUGCGAAGGAGGAGCUUUACUCAUUGGUCACUGUUGCCGAAAUUCCCCCAGAGGGACUCAAGGGGAUGGGUACUUCAAUCAUUGACGACGAUGAAGAGUGAAUAACAUCCUCUAGGAGAUUUUAAAACAUCUACAGUUUUGUUUGUUGAAUAUUCUAAAGGUGGUGUUGUUCAAGUCUGUUGAAUACUCUUAUUUUGCAGUCUAUGACUCUGUCACAUCCUAGACUUUUGUUGUUUGGGUGUUUAUCUUAUUUAUGCAUUUAGCUUUGUUAGAUGCUUAUUAUGUGUCCAUUACAUUCUGCCUUUUAUAUCUGUUGUUUAAAUUUGAUGCUACUGUUAAGCUCUGGAAUUUGGUUAAGAUUUGAAACAUCAGCUCAUUUAGACUCUUCUAGUUGAGACA